CAUCGCGAGUGUCCUUGAGCCGCGGGUGACGGUGGCUCUCGUCGCUCGCGCCCCCUCCUCCCGCGGGGGGGAGCCUGAUGCCACGUUCCCUAUGAAUUAUUUAUCGCUGGCCUAAAAAUACCCCGAACUUCACAGCCCGAGUGACCCUCCGGUGGACAUGGGUGGGGCCCUUGGGCCGGCCCUGUUGCUCACCUCGCUCCUUGGGGCCUGGGCAGGGCCAGGCCCAGGGCAGGGCGAGCAGGCUCUGACGGUGGCCGUGGUGUUUGGCAGCUCGGGGCUGCCGCAGGCCCAGGCCCGUAUCCGCCUGACUCCGCAGAGCUUCCUGGACCUGCCCCUGGAGAUCCAGCCGCUCACCGUGGGGGUCAACAACACCAACCCCAGCAGUCUUCUCACCCAGAUCUGCGGGCUCCUGGGCGCUGCCCACGUCCACGGCAUCGUCUUUGAGGACAACGUGGGCACAGAGGCCGUGGCCCAGAUCCUCGACUUCAUCUCCUCCCAGACCCACGUGCCUAUCCUCAGCAUCAGUGGGGGCUCUGCUGUGGUCCUCACCCCCAAGGAACCGGGCUCCGCCUUCCUGCAGCUGGGCGUGUCCCUGGAGCAGCAGCUGCAGGUGCUGUUCAAGGUGCUGGAGGAGUACGACUGGAGCGCGUUCGCCGUCAUCACCAGCCUGCACCCGGGCCACGCGCUCUUCCUCGAGGGCGUGCGUGCCGUCGCCGACGCCAGCUACCUGGGCUGGCGGCUGCUGGACGUGCUUACGCUGGAGCUGGGCCCCGGCGGGACCCGCGCGCGCACCCAGCGCCUGUUGCGCCAGAUCGACGCCCCGGUGUUGGUGGCCUACUGCUCACGCGAGGAGGCCGAGGUGCUCUUCGCUGAGGCGGCACAGGCCGGCCUGGUGGGGCCCGGGCACGUGUGGCUGGUGCCCAACCUGGCUCUGGGCAGUACCGACGCGCCCCCCGCCGUCUUCCCCGUGGGCCUCAUCAGCGUCGUCACCGAGAGCUGGCGCCUCAGCCUGCGCCAGAAGGUCCGCGACGGCGUGGCCAUCCUGGCCCUGGGCGCCCACAGCUACCGGCGCCAGCACGGCGCCCUUCCCGCCCCGGCUGGGGACUGCCGCAGCCACCCCGGGCCCGUCAGCCCUGCCCGGGAGGCCUUCUACAGGCACCUACUCAAUGUCACCUGGGAGGGCCGGGACUUCUCCUUCAGCCCUGGUGGGUACCUGGUCCAGCCCACCAUGGUGGUGAUCGCCCUCAACCGGCACCGCCUCUGGGAGAUGGUGGGGCGCUGGGACCAUGGCAUUCUCCACAUGAAGUAUCCGGUGUGGCCUCGCUACAGCGCCUCCCUGCAGCCCGUGGUGGACAGCCGGCACCUGACGGUGGCCACGCUGGAAGAGCGACCUUUUGUCAUCGUGGAGAGCCCUGAUCCUGGCACUGGCGGCUGCGUGCCCAACACGGUGCCCUGCCGCCGGCAAAGCAAUCACACCUUCAGCAGCGGUGACGCGGCGCCCUACACCAAGCUUUGCUGUAAGGGCUUCUGCAUUGACAUCCUCAAGAAGCUGGCCAAGGUGGUCAAGUUCUCCUACGACCUGUACCUGGUGACCAACGGCAAGCACGGCAAGAGGGUGAGCGGCGUGUGGAACGGCAUGAUCGGGGAGGUCUACUACAAGCGGGCGGACAUGGCCAUUGGCUCCCUCACCAUCAACGAGGAGCGCUCCGAGAUCGUGGACUUCUCGGUGCCCUUCGUGGAGACGGGCAUCAGCGUGAUGGUGGCACGCAGCAACGGCACCGUCUCCCCCUCGGCCUUCCUGGAGCCCUACAGCCCCGCCGUGUGGGUGAUGAUGUUUGUCAUGUGUCUCACCGUGGUGGCCAUCACCGUCUUCACGUUUGAGUACUUCAGCCCCGUCAGCUACAAUCGGAACCUCACCAGUGGCAAGAAGUCCGGAGGCCCGUCCUUCACCAUUGGCAAGUCCGUGUGGCUGCUGUGGGCUCUGGUCUUCAACAACUCGGUGCCCAUCGAGAACCCCCGGGGCACCACUAGCAAGAUCAUGGUCCUGGUCUGGGCCUUCUUCGCCGUCAUCUUCCUCGCCAGCUACACCGCCAACCUGGCCGCCUUCAUGAUCCAGGAGCAGUACAUCGACACCGUGUCUGGCCUCAGUGACAAGAAGUUUCAGCGGCCGCAAGAUCAGUACCCACCCUUCCGCUUUGGCACAGUGCCCAAUGGCAGCACGGAGCGGAACAUCCGCAGCAACUACCGUGACAUGCACACCCACAUGGUCAAGUUCAACCAGCGCUCGGUGGAGGACGCGCUUACCAGCCUCAAGAUGGGGAAGCUGGAUGCCUUCAUCUACGACGCCGCUGUCCUCAACUACAUGGCGGGCAAGGAUGAGGGCUGCAAGCUGGUCACCAUUGGCUCCGGCAAGGUCUUUGCCACCACCGGCUAUGGCAUCGCCAUGCAGAAGGACUCCCACUGGAAGCGGGCCAUAGACCUGGCGCUCCUGCAGUUCCUGGGGGACGGGGAGACCCAGAAGCUAGAGACGGUGUGGCUCUCGGGGAUCUGCCAGAACGAGAAGAACGAGGUGAUGAGCAGCAAGCUGGACAUCGACAACAUGGCAGGCGUCUUCUACAUGCCUGUAGCCAUGGGGCUGGCCCUGCUGGUCUUCGCCUGGGAGCACCUGGUGUACUGGAAGCUGCGCCACUCGGUGCCCAACACAUCCCGGCUGGACUUCCUGCUGGCUUUCAGCAGGGGCAUCUACAGCUGCUUCAGCGGCGUGCAGAGCCUGGCCAGCCCCGCGCGGCCGCCCAGCCCGGACGUGACGGCCAGCUCAGCCCAGGCCAGCGUGCUCAAGAUGCUGCAGGCGGCACGCGACAUGGUGACCUCAGCGGGCGUGAGCAGCUCCCUGGACCGCGCCACGCGCACCAUCGAGAGCUGGGGCGGCGGCGGCGGCGGCGGCCGCCGUGCGCCCCCGUCGCCCGCCUGCCCCGGCCCGCGGCCACCCACCCCCAGUCCUGCCCGCGAGCCGAGCCCCACGGGUCGGGGGCCACCAGGCGGGAGUCGCGCCGCGCUGGGGCGCAGGGUCCCGCAGCCCCCGGGCGGCCCCCCGACGUCCGAGCCCUCCCUCCCCGACGUCUCGCGGGCGUCGGGCUGGCGGGCCCGGGAGGCGCGGUGGCCAGUGCGGGCCGGAGCGGGCCGGCGCUUCUCGGCCUCCGAGCGGCGCGCGCUCCCGGAGCGCCCCCUGUCGCCGGAUCGCUGCCACUACAGCUCCUUCCCUCGAGCCGACCGGUCGGGGCGCCCCUUCCUCCCACUCUUCCCGGAGCCCCCGGAGCCCGAGAACCUGCCGUUGCUCGGGCCGGAGCAGCUGGCCCGGCGGGAGGCCCUCCUGCGCGCGGCCUGGGCCCGGGUGCGCCCGCGCCACGCUUCCCUGCCCAGCUCGGUGGCCGAGACCUUCGCCCGGCCCAGCUCGGGGCCCCGCUGUGCCCGCCAGGCCUGCGGGCGCUUGACGCAGGCGCAGUCGAUGCGGCUGCCGUCCUACCGCGAGGCCUGCCAGGAGGCGGUGUGGGCAGGGGCCCUCGCCUGGCCGCACGGACCGCACGCCUGCCUCCACGCCCAUGCCCACCUGCCACUUUGCUGGGGCGCUGUCUGCCCUCACCUCCCACCCUGUGUCAGCCACGGCCCCUGGCUCCCUGCAGCUUGGCGGCCUCCGGGGCACAGGGACAGGACCCUAGGGCUGAGCACAGGCUACAGGGACAGUGGGGGGCUGGAAGAGGUCAGCAGGGUGGCCUGUGGGGUGCACGGCUUCCCCCGACCUUGCGCCUGGAGGCGGAUCUCCAGCUUGGAGUCAGAAGUGUGAGGAAGGAGUCAGCUACUUUGGUUCCUGGGCAGCUGGAGUCUCCGCGUGGCCCUGCCAGCUUUCAGGGUCAGAUAGGCUCAGGCUUUUAUGGCUUCUGCCAUGAAAUUCUGGCCAUUAGAGACCCAGUGACAGAUGAUGUCUUCAUGGUCAUUUUGGCGACCUCAGUAGCCUCAGGUACUGCUGUGGGCUGGGCUUUUGCUAUCUUCUUAUGCAAAACCCUUCCCAACUGGCCUGGAGUCACUGGGUGCAGUGGAGGCUCCCUGCCUGCUGGGAGCUGGUCCCCAGUCAUGGCUGCUGGGGCUUUGGUGUGAGAGCACAGAGGCUGGAACUUGGCGUUGGGGCCGGGGCUGGGCCAUCCUGCUCCUUGCUCCACCUGCCUGGAGUUUCUUGUCCUCAGAAUGCUGGGACAUUAAACAAACCUUUUACAACUCCCUGA
Sus scrofa (pig) is the source of this 4277-nucleotide messenger RNA. It is a transcript of the gene GRIN2C, whose product is annotated as glutamate ionotropic receptor NMDA type subunit 2C. The record is from RefSeq and is a predicted model, not a curated record. Lineage: Eukaryota; Metazoa; Chordata; Mammalia; Artiodactyla; Suidae. Gene Ontology annotation, cellular component: membrane. Gene Ontology annotation, molecular function: ligand-gated monoatomic ion channel activity; signaling receptor activity. Gene Ontology annotation, biological process: monoatomic ion transport.